UGACACCUUUAAAUCUGCCUGGAGAUAAGGCUGAAGAGUCGUCUUGAUUUUUGAUACGUAGAUAAAUUUAGUGAUGACACAAUUAGAUUGACGCAAUCAUGCAAAUCGGCAGCAUUGGCAUGAUAAACAUGAAGAACUUGUUGACACACGCCGAAUUAAAGUUUGGCCAGGCUUCUUAUUACCACGACAGGUUGGACGGGUUUCUAGCGAAGCGUCGGGCAGUCCUUCUGCAGUAUUGCCGGAAGUGAAGCUAACAUAGAUCCGCAAUUGAUCCCAAGCAGCAUCUACCAUGGACGGUCGUGUAGCCUUGGUGACCGGCUCCAACAAGGGGAUCGGGUUUGAGAUAGUGCGGAGACUAUGCCAGGAAUUUGAUGGGAUUGUUUAUCUAACAGAUAUAGAUGAACAACUCGGGCAGGAGGCUGUUCAAAAGCUGAAGUCUGAGGGCCUGAACCCCAGCUUCCACCAGCUGGACAUCACAAAUGAGCAGAGUAUUCAGGCACUGAAGCAGCAUCUGCAGGACAAGCACGGGGGCCUGGAUGUGCUAGUGAACAAUGCAGGGUUUGGUCUUAAGCCCGAGAUAAGAGAUAAUUUUCCGUACGCAUUCCAAGCGGAGAAGUCAGUCGGAGUCAACUUCUUUGGGACCCUGGCUGUCAGCAAAGCUCUGCUGCCAAUCAUCAGGCCUCAUGGAAGGGUGGUUAAUAUGUCCAGCCAGUCCAGUAACAAGGCUAUACGGAACUGUAGUGCGGAGUUGCAGGCCCGGUUCAGGGACAGAAGCACGAAGGAAGAAGAACUUGUGAUGUUGAUGAAGAAGUACAUUGACAUGGCCAGGGUAGGGAAGCAUAAGGAGCAUGGCUAUCCGAAUUCAGCCUACGCCAUGUCCAAGAUCGGAGUGACGUCACUAACGUACGUACAGGCUCGGGAGAUGGAAGAGGAUCCCAGAGAGGACAUCCUGGUCAACUGUUGCUGUCCAGGUUGGUGUAAAACUGAUAGUGCGGGCUGGGAGAAGCCUCCAAGGACUGCUGCCGAAGGUGCAGACACACCCGUGUUCCUGUCUCUGCUGCCGCCCAACACGAAGAACUCACACGGACUGAUGUACCAUGACCGCAAACCCAUACCGUUCUGAGUUAUCAAAAAUGAGCUGCGAGAUAUACAUUGAA
Molecule: messenger RNA, 1157 nt
Organism: Branchiostoma floridae (Florida lancelet)
Lineage: Eukaryota; Metazoa; Chordata; Leptocardii; Amphioxiformes; Branchiostomatidae
Product: carbonyl reductase [NADPH] 1-like
Exons: 8
Coding region: 290-1123 (277 amino acids)
Molecular function (GO): carbonyl reductase (NADPH) activity
Source: RefSeq, a predicted model, not a curated record